This is a messenger RNA of Xyrauchen texanus (razorback sucker), 3723 nucleotides long. RefSeq names its product CUGBP Elav-like family member 1. Bases 223 to 1863 code for a protein of 546 amino acids. Gene Ontology annotation, molecular function: mRNA 3'-UTR binding. The record is from RefSeq and is a predicted model, not a curated record. The transcript has 17 exons. Lineage: Eukaryota; Metazoa; Chordata; Actinopteri; Cypriniformes; Catostomidae. Gene Ontology annotation, cellular component: ribonucleoprotein complex; nucleus; cytoplasm. Gene Ontology annotation, biological process: regulation of alternative mRNA splicing, via spliceosome; mRNA splice site recognition.
GCCAUUUUGCACCAUCCCUCUUCCACACAGAAAGUAGGUUGUCGUGGGAAGACGUAAUCGUCGAAAACUACUAACUCAAAAAAAUCCUACCGCACAAUCAUUCCCUUGAGUCAGCACAUCCUACCUACUUAAUUCCCACCGUUUGAAAAGGGGCAUCGAGGGUAGACGGAGCAACGUUUCAGAAAAGCAAGACCACAGAGAGGCAUUUGACAAAGGCACUGGAUGGAUAGCAUCGACGCUGAGACCCUCUACCUGACCACAGCGCAGAACGGGCAACCUCUGUGCGAGCUUUCCCUUCCUGCUGUGGAAGUACCUGCCCUUGGCGGAACAAAGAAGAUGAAUGGGUCUCUGGACCACCCAGACCAGCCCGACAUUGAUGCUAUAAAGAUGUUUGUGGGUCAGAUCCCCCGGACGUGGUCAGAGGAUCAGCUGCGUGAGCUGUUUGAGCCCUAUGGUGCAGUCUAUGAAAUCAAUGUUCUUCAGGACAGGAGUCUGAACCCCCCACAGAGUAAAGGUUGUUGUUUUAUCACAUAUUACACCCGUAAAUCUGCAUUAGAAGCACAAAAUGCCCUUCACAACAUGAAGAUUCUUCCGGGGAUGCAUCAUCCCAUUCAAAUGAAGCCUGCAGACAGUGAGAAGAACAAUGCGAUCGAAGACAGAAAGCUGUUUAUUGGAAUGAUUUCAAAGAAAUGCAGUGAGAAUGACAUCAGGCUUAUGUUUUCACCUUACGGACAAAUUGAGGAGUGCCGCAUACUCAGAGGCCCUGACGGACUGAGUCGUGGCUGUGCCUUCAUCACAUUCACAGCUAGACAGAUGGCCCAGUCUGCAAUCAAAUCCAUGCACCAGUCACAAAAAAUGGAGGGCUGCUCUUCUCCCAUUGUAGUGAAGUUUGCAGACACGCAGAAGGAUAAAGAACAGAAAUGUAUCACUCAGCAGCUGCAGCAACAGAUGCAACAGCUCAAUGCUGCCUCCAUGUGGGGAAACCUUACAGGACUCAACUCACUGGGGCCACAGUACCUUGCACUUUAUUUGCAGCUUCUACAACAGUCUGCAUCCUCUGGAAAUGCGCUCAACAAUCUCCAUCCUAUGUCAGGUCUGAAUGCCAUGCAGAAUCUGGCUGCAUUAGCAGCAGCAGCGAGUGCUACACAGGCAACGCCCACAUGUAGCAGCGCUCUGACCACCUCCAGCUCCCCCCUCAGCGUCCUCACCAGCUCAGGUAUGCCCUCCGGACAGCACGCUCAAUCUGCCUGGGAUGCCUACAAGGCAGGCUCUUCUCCCACCUCUAGUAAUAGUUCCUCUGUGAACCCCAUGGCAUCUUUAGGUGCUCUACAGUCUCUUGCUGCGGGUGCUGGAGCAGGUCUCAACAUGAGCUCCCUAGCAAGCAUGGCUGCUCUGAAUGGUGGUCUGGGCAGUGGGGGUCUCUCUAAUGGCUCUGGCAGUACUAUGGAGGCUCUGACUCAGGCAGCCUAUUCUGGGAUCCAGCAAUAUGCCGCUGCCGCUCUGCCCAGCCUCUACAGCCAGAGUUUACUGUCCCAGCAGAACGUUAGUGCAGCCGGGAGCCAGAAGGAAGCAAGUCACAAUCAGAGCAUGGGCCCAGAGGGAGCAAAUUUGUUCAUCUACCACCUGCCACAGGAGUUUGGUGAUCAAGAUCUGCUACAAAUGUUUAUGCCUUUUGGUAAUGUUAUCUCUGCCAAGGUCUUCAUCGACAAACAGACCAACCUUAGCAAGUGUUUUGGCUUUGUAAGUUAUGAUAAUCCAGUUUCGUCCCAGGCGGCUAUUCAGUCAAUGAACGGUUUUCAGAUUGGAAUGAAGCGGCUGAAGGUGCAACUUAAACGAUCUAAAAAUGACAGCAAGCCAUACUGAUUGAUUUUACUCUCAAAUGGACUUGAUUUGUAAAUGUUUUUCUGAUACCUUCGUGCCCGUUUGUCAUCGUUUGCCUAGCAUGUCGAUGUGACGUCAAAAGUUCAUCGUCCAGUCCGUUGUCCUCUUCGCUUCUCUGACGCUUGAAAUUUCACACUUGACCUUUUUUUGUUAACUUUUGAUGCUUAUUGAUUACUUAUUUUGUUUGUUUCUUUGUGUGAUGUUCAUUUCUGUCAUUUGUGCUGCCAGUAGGGAGCGUUAGAAAGACUGCUAACAAGUGUAAAAAGUUUCAUUAAAAUGUUCUGUGCAAAGAGUCUAUUUUUCUAGUAUGUUCAAACAUAACCACUAGAUUUUUGCAGCUUUUAAUUUUCCUAGUUUUGUUUCUCAGUUUCUUUAUCAAUUUUGUAUUAUUUUAAAGCAGUCUUCCUAACGCUUCAAAUUGUACUCAUUUUAUUUAGAUUUCUUCUCGAAGCAGCCGUUCAAGUUUAUAGAAUCACUUGUGUGUGUUCAAGUGUGGGUGUGUUUCCUUUCUUUCUCUCAUGUGUUCUAAACCUUUUAGAGGAUGUUUAUCGUUGCAUUUUGCUGACAUCAAGGAUAAACUUAGUAAUUUUGUGUUAGGUUAGUUGGCAUGUUGUAAUUUUUUGGGAGUUUCUAUUAAGAGUGACAUUACAAUAGACACUUGAAUUGCCUUUUUUCCUCUUUCUUUUUGUGUGUCGAGCCAAUACAGGCACGUUUUGUAUUUCCUAUUGUGUGAAAAGCAGGAUUAGUCUGAAAUAAAAAUGCAUAGAAUGAGCAGUUGAAUUUCUUGUCACAGGUAAAUAGUAAGCAUGCAUGUUUGUUUUUUUAAGUGCACUGAAAUCCUCAGCAAAAUGUGAUUUAGUUCUGUUUCAAAAAGUCAAGAUUAAUAAAGAGGUGCCAAAAGUUUUGCAUGUUGCUGUUAUGUUUUCAGUAUGUUUCACAUCAUGCUUAACAAUAUGGUCUCAUUUUGAUGUGUUUCAGUAUGGUUUAAAGUGAGCUUUUAAAGAUGUAUUUAAGUUAUAAGAAUUGAAGUCGUUUACAAAUUAGUUCAAUCUUUGAUUAAAUAUAAAUAAUUGUGCCUAUAGCAGCAAAAAUAUUCAGAUGUAUUGUUCAGUUAAUGGGGAUUUGUUACAACCAUACAGUAGGUCUGUUACAUUUGUAUACAAGUGUUUGAAGUUGUGAACUGAUUGGUAGAACUUAACUGCAGCUUAGCUCCACCUAAAGCCUUUAGUUUGGUACCCAUCAUGUGCAUGAGUCCAUAUAUUAAAUGCUUAAUUUGGGAUUCAGUUUUUCCCCUGUCCCUUUUUUCUGGUUUAAUAUGCUAAUAGACUUCUCUAAUUGGGGUUGAUGUGGUUGAUAUUUUAAGCUGCUGUUUUGUGAGUUUAUAUGUACUCUGAGGAAAUUUCCUCUGGGAUGUUUGUCAUUAUUGGUACAGAGUGAUUGUGUUUAAUAUUAUGAUUUGUACAGAUUUUGCCUUUUCUACUUCAAAAGUUUCACAUUGUAAAUCACAGUAAAUUAGAGCAAGUAGACCACAACACCAUGACCAAACAUCAGCCUGUACAAAACCAAAAAGAAGAAAAAAAAAACUCCACAAAACAGCCUUUAACUGAAUUAAGAGAUGAUUUUUAUAGUUGUUUUUUGUCAUUUAAGUUGUGUGGUUUUCAUUGGAAGUUUAGAGAGUGCAGAAUUAAUUAGAUGUCUGAAACCGUGUGUUCUGAAUGUUUCCUGAUCAUUUAUUUCAAGUGUGUUGUAUGAGGUUGGUUAAGGAUUUCACUCUACUGUCUUUACAGAAAUAUAGCAAAGUUACCCACGAAGCAGUCUGGUAGUCAGUUUAUGUAUGAUUAA